Molecule: messenger RNA, 2603 nt
Organism: Malurus melanocephalus (red-backed fairy wren)
Lineage: Eukaryota; Metazoa; Chordata; Aves; Passeriformes; Maluridae
Gene: ACAD10
Product: acyl-CoA dehydrogenase family member 10
Exons: 13
Coding region: 93-2603 (836 amino acids)
Source: RefSeq, a predicted model, not a curated record
UGAACAUUUACCUCUGUAAUUCUACAGCUGGGCUCCAGCCUGUCUCCUCGGUUGAGGUGUGAGUUUCCCUGGCAUCUCCUGUGGUUCCCAGCAUGUACCUGAGGAGCGCUGCCCGUGCCCAGAACCUUCUCUGUGCUGGGAUCCAGCGGCUCCUGCUGGUCCAUCAGCGAUCCAAAGGGAGCUCUUACAAAGCUGUGAUCUUUGAGGAGAGCGGGGUGCUGCUCCCAGCCCCUCACAGGACAGCCACAGACUGGGAGGCCCGGAGCUGUGUUCCAGCYGGCACCAUCCAGCAAGCUGCUCUGUCUGGAGGGGAGAACAGCCUUUCUCUCAAGUAUUCCAGAGGAGAGCUGACAGCUGUGGAGUUYCUGCAGGAAUUGGGACAGCAGUGCUUUGAGAUUGCAAAUGUCCGUGUUCCAGUGGGCUCUUUUCUCUGGGAUUUAAUCCGAAAUGAGAUGAUAAAACAGCUCCCCAUAAUGGCAGAAGCAGCUCAGUGUAUCCGUGCAGAAGGGCUAAAGACAGCUCUGCUGAGCCACAACUUGUGCCUGGGGGAUGGAGAGAARUUCCUGCCCCCAGACCAACAGCACUUYGAUGUGAUGGUUGAAUCCCAUCAGGAGGGGAUGCCCAGGCCAAAUCCUGGGAUCUACAAGCUGUGCUUGGAGUGCCUGGGCAUCCAGCCCGAGGAAUCYGUCCUGCUGGACAGCAGCAGCCAGAACCUGAAGGCAGCAGCCCAGCUUGGCAUGAAAACGGUGAAGGUUGAUGAUCCAGAAGCAGCACUCAAAGAGCUGGAAACUCAUCUGGGAUUCCCUUUGCGAGGGUUUGUCCCCUACACUCAUUCAGUGAGACCAGGCAUGGAAAUCCCAAAGGAUCGUCUGCAAAAAUACCUUGAAGAUGUUCUUGCUGCCCACCCAACAGGCCCAGUGGAGUUACGGCAGUUUGACCAUGGGGAGCCCACCCGGAGCUAUUUGGUGAAGUUUGGAGGUCGUUUGCUGGUGCUGAAGAAGGAGGAGGAGCCUCCAGAUGGCUCCUCAGGCCCUUCUGUCCUGAGGGAAUACAGGAUCCUGAAGGCUCUCUCAGAGGCUGGUGUUCCUGUGCCCCCUGUGCUCGCUCUCUGUGAGGACAGAAGCAUCCUUGGCACCCCUUUCUACCUGCUGGAGCACCGUGCUGGCCACAUUCACCGUGCCGUGUCCCUGCCUGCAGUGCCGCCGCACCAGCGCAGGGCCUGCUAUGGUGCCAUGGCACAAAUCCUGGCCAGGAUCCACAGCCUGCACCUUGGAGCAGCCACACUGCAGGAGCUCGRGGAGCACGGAAAUUACAUCCAGCAGCAGUUUGAGACCUGGACAAAGCAGUAUCGAGCUGUGGAAACUCACGUUAUCCCAGCCAUGGAGAGACUCAUCCAGUGGCUGCCUCUGCAUUUUCCUGAAUCCCAGAAGACAACGGUGGUGCAYGGUGAUUUCAGGAUGGACCACCUGGUCUUUCAUCCAGACAGGCCAGAAGUCCUUGCUGUGCUGGGCUGGAAGUUUGCAACUCURGGAGAUCCCAUGUGUGAUUUGGCGAAUAACUGUAUGAGCUUCUUCCUGCCAGCCCACUUUAGUGCUCGCAGAGGCCUGAGGAAGUGUGAUUUGGGGCACCUGGGAAUUCCCACGGCAGAGGAGUAUUGCCAGAUGUACUGUGGCCACAUGGGAGUGGAGCUCCCGGAGAACUGGGAUUUCUACCUGGCCUUUGCCUUCUUCCGCCUGGCAGUGAUGCUGCAGGGUCGUCACCAACACUCCCUGGCAGGGAGGCCAGCUCCGGGUGACAGCAGCCCCAAGGAUGCAGAGUUUGUGGCUGAGCUGGCUUGGGAGUUUGCCAUAAAAGAAGGAUUCCGAGUGUUUGAGAGCCUGACCCCCACAAAGCUGCUCGCACGACAUUCCAGCACGUGGGCUGGGCAAGGGCCAUUCCUGAGCAGGAGUUACAGCACCUGGGCAUGGCCUGGGGCAGCCACUGUGCCCAAAGUGCCCCUGGUCACUCCCCACAYUGGCCURUUGGGGAUGGCUCGGGGUCUUUGCYGCAAACUGGACAACACAGGCAUCCAGUGGGGCUUUCCAAGUUCCCAUUCCAGAGGGAUCCAUGUCCUCUGCCAGAACUGCAGGGGGUUUGACACGCGCAGGGCUGCAACGGGAGCGAGGACACGUUGGAACAAGAGGUCCUUGYGAGUGCCGCUUCCUAAAGGGCUGCCCAGGAGCCACUGUCGGAGCAAGGAAGGGAAUCCAUCACCCUUCAAGGGAUACGGGCGGCCAAGGAUGAGAGGGGCUGAGAUCCAGCACAAGAGGAUUUCUUUUCGACUGAUCCAGGAAACACACAGCCUAAUCCGAGUCCUGCUGGAUAACCUCGGGCGGGCGUUUUGCCUCUCUGGGCUGUGCUGUUCCUCCCUGCCCCAAAGGGCUGACAGUCCCCUCUCCCGAGAGAAAUGCCUGGAAAGUGCAAAUGCAGGAGCCUCCAGCAAGGCUUUCAGCGACCCGGACCAUYUGGGACAGAAACUUCCUGAACUCACACAUUCUACGGUUUUUCUGUCGUCUGUAAUAAACCAGAGCCGUCCCUGUUACCCUUUACAAACUUCUCACUGA